Penicilliopsis zonata CBS 506.65 is the source of this 939-nucleotide messenger RNA. RefSeq lists its product as hypothetical. Gene Ontology annotation, molecular function: mRNA binding. Bases 50 to 907 code for a protein of 285 amino acids. The record is from RefSeq and is a predicted model, not a curated record. Gene Ontology annotation, cellular component: U1 snRNP; U2-type prespliceosome. Gene Ontology annotation, biological process: mRNA splice site recognition. Lineage: Eukaryota; Fungi; Ascomycota; Eurotiomycetes; Eurotiales; Aspergillaceae. The transcript is spliced from 3 exons.
CGUCUUUUGUUGUCGCUCGUUCACCAAGAAGCGAAUUCCAGGACGCAUCAUGGCAGCCGAACAGAGGAAGCUGCUCGAGCAGCUUAUGGGAGCGGACCAAAUGGUUGGCCUUGGAGCCACCUCGCGCAACGCCCAGCUGUCCAUCACCGACGCCAAAGUCUGCCGCUCGUACCUGGCGGGGACCUGUCCGCAUGACCUCUUCACAAAUACCAAGCAGGAUCUCGGCCCCUGCCCCAAGGUACACAGCGAGGGCUUGAAGACUGAGUACGAGACGGCCUCGCCCGCGGAAAGGGCGAAAUGGGGGUUCGACUAUGACUACAUGCGCGACAUGCAGAAAUACAUCGACGACUGUGAUCGGCGGAUCGACUCGGCGCAGCGGCGACUGGAGAAGACACCGGACGAGAUCCGCCAGACAAAUAACUUGUUGAAACAAAUCUCGGACCUCAGCAAGACGAUCAACACCGGUCUUUUGGAAGUGUCUGUGCUUGGCGAAACGGGCUCGGUGGCUCUGGCGCUGGGCGAGCUGCACAAGGUCCGCACCGCCAAACACCAAAAGGAGCAGUGCGAACGCGAGCUGAAGAACCUGCAAGACACCUCCGGCCCGUCAGGCCACCAGAAACUCCAGGUGUGCGACGUCUGCGGGGCGUACCUGAGUCGUCUGGACAACGACCGCCGGCUGGCAGACCACUUCUUCGGCAAGAUGCACAUGGGAUACUCGGAUAUGCGCAAGACGUUCAGGAAGCUCAGCGAGGAGCUCAAGGGCCGCGCACCCCCCGUGCGACAUCACGACGAUGACGAAGGGGGUGGCGGUUGGGGGGGUCGCGCCGGCGGUGGUCGCGGGCCUCGGUAUGGUGGUGGUGGUGGUGGCGGCGGCGGGGGUUACAGAAAACGAGGAGGGCGGUGGUGAUGGAAAAUCUCGCUAUAGUACUCGCUAGGUGC